AUGCCACAGAACUUUAUACUAGAAGUUGAAGUUUUUGAUGUUUGGGGCAUUGACUUUAUGGGACCUUUCCCAACCUCUUUUGGUGACCAAUACAUUCUAGUGGCAGUUGAUUAUGUCUCCAAAUGGGUGGAAGCCAUUGCCAGCCCUACUAAUGACGCACAAGUGGUCUUUUGGAGCAUUCUGGAGCAUAUGGGACGUAAGGAGCAUGGAGGGACUUGGCACAUGGAAGCAGCUCAACUGGAUACGCAAAGGAAGAAGGGAGAAGCCAUCUUGAAGACCAGCUCGACCAACCGGUCGAGUUCCUCAACUCGACCGGCCAAGCUUCAACUCGAUCGAGCUGAGAAGUCAACAGUCAAACCCGAAAAAUGUUGCUUCCCCCUUGACUUCCUUUGA
Microthlaspi erraticum is the source of this 393-nucleotide messenger RNA. The record is from the annotation of a GenBank genome assembly. Lineage: Eukaryota; Viridiplantae; Streptophyta; Magnoliopsida; Brassicales; Brassicaceae.